AUGAGCGAAAGGACACGGCAAUUAGAAGAUGCGCUGGCAAUAUUGCAGGCGAAAUUCUCAAAUGAGCCUCACCCUCUGCUAGCUUCUAGUCAGGUAACUAGCGAUAGUGUAGAUGACUCCGUCACGAUACAGGAGCAGGCGGAAACAACGUCUCUGGUGUUCAACAAUUUUGGGAUGUUAUCCGUCUCCGAUGGUGGCGCUUCGACGUUCUUUGGACCAACAGGGGGUUCGGAGUAUCUGUUGACUGAUGUCGAGUCUUACGGGUCGCCCGGAGAGGAUAGUGACCUAACUGACUCAAACAGGUCUCCAACCCCUAUCCUACCUGAUGGAUUACUCCGAUUCUCCACCGCAUUUCCCUUCACUCCCAGUGGCUCGACACAGUCGAUAUACGAGUUGAUUCUGAGCCAUCUGCCGCCAUACGAGAGGGCUUGCGCCCUCGCCGACAAAUUCUUGAAUCUCGUCGCUUGGCUAUUUACGUGCAUCUCAAAGGAGCAAGUGGUAGAUGAGAUGAUUCCAUUCAUUUACAGGCGUAUUCCAGACGCUGGCGAUUCACCACCGGUACCAGACUACGGAGGACCUCAUGACUUAGCGCUGCUGCUGUUUGUCUUUGCGAUAGGCGCCCGAGUAGACUUCGAUUGGGAGCCGCACAACGCGGACAAGGAAGCCGAACACUAUGGUCAGCUGGGUCGGGCAGCUAUCGGACUACAGUCUGUCUGGGCAACCCCCGGAGUGACGACGAUACAGGCACUUCAUCUGUCCAGUAUCAAUGACGCGAUGGGUGGGAAUGGACCCGGAGAAAUUAGUAUGGAGAUGUCGUGGGGCACUAUCUCUCUCGCUGCUGCAGUCUCGCAAAGUAUUGGUCUGCAUCGAGACUGCGCCCGGUGGAAUUUGCCUGAGGACGUCGUAAAUAGGCGCCGCGCAGCGUUCUGGAAUAUUUUCGCAGCGGACGCUUGGCAGAGCCUUGGCUCAGGUCGUCCUCCGGCAUUCUCCCGUGAAUACAUUGACUGCAAAUUCCCUCGACCUCAGACCAUUUUAGGAGAAGAGGCUGAUGAAUCGGCCUUCAACACAUUCUUUGUACGUUUUGCAUAUGACUGUGUCGCAGAAGUUGUGGCCAAGACGCUCACGCCGGAACCACCAUCAUAUGAGACCAUCAUGGAGCUCGACCGUCGCGUGCGCGACGUCCAGAUUUCACCGGAAGCAAUUGCUCUCGUGGAAGGGCUCGACUCUCCAGAUGACAUCGACCCUCCACCUGUGUUCACGUCCAUGGAAUCCUUCGUGAAGUCUCACUCCCGGGAAGUUGUUUUACUUUUCAUCCACCGCAGUUUCUUCGCACAAGCAAUCAUAGACUAUCCCCAAAACCCGGCGAGAAGCGAAUACGCUCACUCCUACCUUGCAGCAUAUCGCGCAUCGUCUACAGUUCUGACAACCAUACGGCUUCAAUAUGACCGCCAUCCGAUUCUGUGUGCGCGGAUUUGGCCAGUAUGGACAUAUGGGUUUUCUGCUGCUGUCGUUUUUGCAACAGUAGCCACUCGAGGCCCGAAGUCACCCUUGGCGUCGAAUGCGAUGUCGCAGCUGCACGUGGCUUUUGAGCUGUUCACGGAGGCAGCACGUUAUAGCCGUCGAGCUGCGAAGGCAUUGGCAAUCUUCCUUUCCCAGGUCGUUGUCACAAAACUUAGAGAGAAGGCGCAUUGCUCUAUGACAGCUGCCCAGCCCCACCCAUCGCGGCCUCCUGUGAUAGACAGUGUGUCUUACAGUGUGAAAACUGAGGGUGACGAUGGCGACGAGCUGGAAAUCUUCGCGGGUACAAUGCGGGUGGGGCUUGCCAAGCAGUCACAGUCACCAGAUGUUCCGUUGAGACAACAUUUGCAAACGUCGCAGGCACUGUCUGAAGCUUCGUCUUCUAAGCAGUCCUCGUCGUAUAUUUCUGCUCCACCACCACAAGAUCCGACGCUUGCCUACCCAGUUCCGGGCAGCUCGUCUCAUAGCAGUUGGAUGUCACAGCAGAUGCCUGUGUACCCGUCUCCAGGUUCGGAUCACUGGUACGGACAAAGUGGCUAUCCUCAGUCGCAAGACUACGCAUGGAAUCAGCAGCCUAGCCUUCCCACGUCCCAACAAGGUUCGACUGUGGCUAAUCCAUUUCACCCGCAAACACAGAUGGGGACCUCAGAGGGCUAUCGUCAUCACCUUCAGCCUUACUCGGGUCCUCAUGAAGCCCCAAGCGUUUACCCGGCACCAUACGCACCUCCAGCAGAGCUUGUCGACCUGGGACUAGCUUCUAGAGAGGCGAGCCUUGACGCUAAAUGGGCGUACUUUAUGCACGAAUCCGGAUUUCUGGAUGAUGUGAAUUUAAGGACAUGA
Messenger RNA from Fibroporia radiculosa, 2358 nucleotides. RefSeq lists its product as uncharacterized. The record is from RefSeq and is a predicted model, not a curated record. The coding region runs from base 1 to 2358 and encodes 785 amino acids. NCBI's taxonomy places the organism in Eukaryota, Fungi, Basidiomycota, Agaricomycetes, Polyporales, Fibroporiaceae. Gene Ontology annotation, molecular function: zinc ion binding; DNA binding. Gene Ontology annotation, biological process: DNA-templated transcription. The transcript has 10 exons.